This is a messenger RNA of Otolemur garnettii (small-eared galago), 3351 nucleotides long. RefSeq names its product CDC42 effector protein 4 (gene CDC42EP4). The record is from RefSeq and is a predicted model, not a curated record. The coding region runs from base 587 to 1648 and encodes 353 amino acids. The transcript is spliced from 2 exons. Lineage: Eukaryota; Metazoa; Chordata; Mammalia; Primates; Galagidae.
GGGACCACCAGCAGGAUGGACUGAAUUUUAAGAGAACAAAGAACAGGGCACAAAGGAAGAGAGCUGAGCUGUGGGUUCCUCCCAGAACUGGAGAGUAUGCUGGAACUGAGCCAGGCCUCAGGCGGCCCUAGGGCUCCCCUGGAGUAGUGGGGCAUCCAAGGGGAUCUGGUGAAGCUCCAUCCCUGCUGGGCAGCUGGGACCCUGCUGAGAGUAGUAGUGCCUGUGUGUCCCCUGCUCUCAUCAAGUGCCCCUGUGAGCUACCCAUGUGACUGACUGAUUAGUGUGGUGGUUUAUCUCCUCUGAACUUGGACUUCGUCCCUCCACUGCUUGAGGACAGCUGCUCCUUCCCACAAGAGGGGGCUCAGUAAACCUCCGGAGAUCACCACUGGGGUUCCUGGUCUUCUGAGGGAUUCUGGUGGUGUCUUCAGGGACUAGGAGGAGCCGGUGUGAUACUGUGAGCCUAUGGUAAUCCUGGGCCCUAUGAUCUCCUCGUGACUUCCCCUCCACCCACUGGACUUGGACUUUAGAUCUGAACCCAGACUCAUCUGCUACCUGGGGGGACCCUCCUCCUCACCCCUCUGGCAAAAUGCCGAUCCUCAAGCAGCUGGUGUCCAGCUCAGUGCACUCCAAGCGCCGUUCCCGCGUGGACCUCACAGCCGAGAUGAUCAGCGCCCCACUGGGUGACUUCCGCCACACAAUGCAUGUAGGCCGGGCUGGAGACGCCUUUGGGGACACCUCCUUCCUCAAUAGCAAGGCUGGCGAGCUGGACGGGGCAUCCUUGGAUGAACAGGCCUCCUCCUCGUCUUCCAAACGCAGCCUCCUGUCCCGGAAGUUCCGGGGCAGCAAGCGGUCACAGUCGGUGACGAGAGGGGAUCGGGAGCAGAGGGACAUGCUGGGGUCCCUGCGGGACUCGGCCAUCUUCGUCAAAAAUGCCAUGUCCCUGCCCCAGCUCAAUGAAAAGGAGGCUGUGGAGAAGGGCUCCAGCAAGCUACCCAAAAGCCUGUCAUCCAGCCCCGUGAAGAAGGCUGCUGCCGAGGAGGGCGGCAAUGAGGAGGCAGGUGUCCAGGAGGCCAUGCCCCGGCGGAAUGGGGCCACAGGCCCCCACUCCCCCGACCCACUUCUUGAUGAGCAAGCCUUUGGGGACCUGACAGAUCUGCCCAUUGUGCCCAAGGCCAGCUAUGGGCUGAAGCAUGCAGAGUCCAUCAUGUCCUUCCACAUCGACCUGGGGCCCUCCAUGCUGGGUGAUGUGCUCAGCAUCAUGGACAAGGAGGAGUGGGACCCCGCAGAGGAGGAUGGCUGCUACCACGGCGACAUGGACCCUGGCUCUGUCACCCAGGCUCCCCUUCCUGCCUCGGCAGCCCCUCCCAUGGCGAGGCAGGAAGGCAAGGCCGGCCAGGACUUGCCCUACCGUGCUCUGGAGGAUGAGGGGUGGGCAGCAGCCGCCCCGAGCCCUGGUUCAGCCCGCAGUGUGGGCAGCCACACCACUCGGGACAGCAGCUCCCUGUCCAGCUACACCUCCGGCAUCCUGGAGGAACGCAGCCCUGCCUUCCGCGGCCAAGACAGGGCUCGAGCCGCUCUCACCAGGCAGCCAGACAAGGAAUUCUCCUUCAUGGAUGAGGAGGAGGAAGAGGAGGAGAUCCGAGUGUGAGGCCUGGGUCGCUCCAAGGAUUGGCUGCAUCUCCUCCCGGCCCCCACUCACUCUGACCUUUGACCUUGUAGUACAGGGGUAGCCAAGAUCCUUGUGCAUCAGGCCACAGACCCUGGACCUUGUGGAUAAGGGAGGAAGGAUAACGGCCAGAUCUGAGGGCCCUCAGCGGACCCAGGGAACUUCAUUCACCAUGCACAUCCUACCGUCCCUGAGGCUGUGUCCUUGAGGCAGGAGUCAGCUUUCCUCCCUGGGCCUCCCUUUUCUGCACCCCAGCCUCAGAUGGAUGCCACAUGUCAACCUGAGUUCCCGCUAUGUGCAACCCAGAGGCAGCCUUGGCUCCAGGGCUGGGAACACCUGACUGUCCUCUUCCCUACUGGUGUUUCUGCUGUGACCAGCGGUGAUGGCUGAUGGAGUGUGUGCAGCAGAAGGAAGGGGGUGGUCACACUGCCCAGCCCCUGCACCAGAAAGCGCGGGGCUCCUUGGAGCUGACCUGGACUGGGGGUGGGGGUGAGGGACACCCCAAAUGUGUACACUAAACGCAGCCCCUUCCAGGGGAAGAGAACAGGACCAAAAAAAAGGAAGCCCCCAGGCUUCUUGGAUUUUCAAGAAGGGCUCCUCCCAGGAUGACACUAGGAACGGGACUGGGGCGCUCACUGCUCAGUCCCCAGGGGUUGGUUUGUUCUUUAUUAUGUUUAAAUCCUUCUAGAGUAAUGUCAGGAUGGUGUUCAUAGUUCUGUCCCCAGAAGGGGACUCAAAACCCUUUUAGAAAACCUUGAUACAAAGUCUCCUGGAAAUUCACAGUGACUAUCAGAACAGUUAAAUCUGGGGACAUCCUUUGGCAAAGAAACCAGCUCAACAACAUUAGCACCUCCCAACUUUAUUCUUUAUUUAGAAUUAUACGGAGGGUGUCUGUUUGGUUUCCUCCCUCCCCAUGGCUAUUAACAGCAGAAGGCCAGUGUAGAAAGUCCUGGAGAAUGAUUUCUUUGAAAAGACUAUUUUACUCCUAUGGGGGUGGGGGGAGCUGCUCCUGGCUGGCCCUGCCCUCCCCUCUCCUUCCCUGUACACCCUGAGUCCCGGCUACUUCCCCCUCUUUCUUGGGCCCCUCCCCCACUUCCAAGGCUAGGUCCCUGAGGGUAGGGUUGCCAAAUUUAGCAAAAACAAAACCACCCAGAAUGCUGCAUUGAAAUUUAAAUAAAAGAACAUUUUUUAGUAUGAAUAUGCCCCAUGCAAUAUUUGGAACAGAUUUAUAUCAAAAAAAUUAUUUGUCAUUUUCCUGAAAUUCAAGUUUCACCCUGCAUCCUGUAAUUCUACCUGAGGGGAUUGAGCCAAAAGAAGCUUGGGGAUGGAGGGACUGCUGCUGACUGUUUUUCUGUCCUGCAAACAGGCUGACCCACCUCCCUGUAUCCACGGUAUCCAGGAGAGGGAGAGAUGGAACUGAUUAGGGCCCAGCUGGGGAGGGUCCCCCACAGGGCUCUGGCCUCCGAUGUUCUGCCAGUCCCUGAUUCCGAGACACUAACUUAGUCCCUAACUCAGUGCCCCCUUGGUGCUUCCGUUUGUAGUGGCUCAGUUCCCACGGUGGGGGAGGGCACGACCCCCACCAGCUGCCCUUGAAACCCAUCCAGGUCAGUUACAGAUUCUAAACUCUGUUUUUUUCAUGAUAUUGUUUAAAAAGUGAGGAAACAUUAAAAAAGCCCUAUAGCAUG